GGGUUCAGAGUCAUGCAGAUAAUUUUGUCUUCUCGUAACAGAGUCGCAGAUCCAGUAACCCAACAAAAACCAGCUGGAAGGAGUAGCAAGCCCUCUCUCGGUGGAUAUAGUACAACAUCGAGGGAGUGACUGCCUGUGUCCCAGCCUGUCACACGUGCUUGCUGUAACAGGAGGGAGAACUGAGACUGAGAGUGGGAACCCAGUGCCCAAGUGGCUGAUCACUUUUGGACCAUGAAGCUUAGUGUGGCAUUGUUUUUUGCUGGGCUCUUUGGAGCUUUGGCUGCCGUCUUCAUCCUGUUUUCCUUUGGAACCGAUUACUGGCUGCUGGCUUCAGAGGGCUGCCAUUCAAGCCCUGAGAAAUCUUAUGAGGAGGAUCAUGGCAAAAACAUUACUCUGUACCAUGAAGGUUUCUUCUGGAGAUGCUCUUUCAGAGGCAGCGUCGACGAAAACCACCUGAUAACGAAGCUGUGGUUCACAAACCAGCCUCAUUUGAAAGAAUGUCAGCCUGCAUACCUAUUCCCAUUUCCGGUGUCUUAUCAGACCCACAAUGCCACCGAGUAUGAUCAUGCAAUAAUCUACAGAGGUUUCUGGAGCAUCUUUAUGCUCAUUGGUGUGGCUGCAGUCAUUCUGGGUGGGUUCUUCAUCAUCUGCGCUGCACCGUUCGCAAGUCAUCGCCUAUACAAAGCUGGGGGGGGUUUCUUCUUGGUGUCUGGCCUGUUCCUGCUGUGCGUGGUGGUGAUGUACGUGCUGUGGCUUCAGGUUUUGGAUGUCCUGGAUGUGUAUAUCAGCCGCCAGCGUUCCUCUCUGUGUCCAGGCUUUCAACUGUCCGUCAGCUACGGGUUGUCCUUCAUGUUUGCACCCGUUGGCAUCUUCUUCUGCCUCGUGGCCGGCCUUCUCUUCCUCCUUAUUGGACGAACUGUUCGGGUCCACCACCACUGAGGAGUUUCAGUUUUAUAGCCGGAUUUUUGUACUAUCACAGUGUUCCUGCAACAAGCCCACCCCCUGCCGACAUGUAUGUUAAGACUUCAAUGUUUUGAAAACUCUGGUCACCUGUUCAGAGAGGUGACCAGAGAGAACUAUUCAAAAAUUACAUCUGUAAUGUGCCAACCUGAGGCUCUUUAGCAGAGCUUCAAAAAGCUAUCAAUCAAAAAGUAAAGGACAUGCAUGCAUUCUUAUUUUAACCUUUUAUGCUCUGUGCGUUUUGGAAAAUUAAAAUUGUGAGGAGAAAUGCUGCAAAUGAAAGUUCAACAAGGGUUAGAAGAGUGGAAAUACUUUUUUAUACUUCACAGUAAAAUGUUUCUUAUUUCUGAGACUUCUGGGUUUAAUGUUUUGAAUAAUAUCAGAUAUCAAGGUUUGAAAAAUGAGUUUGACGUACUUCAGAUUUUCAUCUUUUUCUUUAUUAUUUUUGUUGCUCCUUUGGUCAUGCAGUGCUCCCCAUAUUACAGCGUAAACUAUGACGGUUCUGGUUCUUAAAUGAUUGUCUCGGCACUGCUGUCACAUUUGUAAAUGAAGCAACAGUUUUAUGUUGAUGAUGUGACACUCUUUUGCUGUUUAGAGUGUGUUCUCAGGUGUGUUAUUUGAAAUUGCUGUGACAAAUAAAGACAAAUAAAUAUAAUUUUGUCAUUUAAUGCUGUUUGGCUCUUACAAUGUGAGCAUAAAUAAAAAUCAUUGAAACAA
This is a messenger RNA of Oryzias latipes (Japanese medaka), 1677 nucleotides long. RefSeq names its product transmembrane protein 182a (gene tmem182a). NCBI's taxonomy places the organism in Eukaryota, Metazoa, Chordata, Actinopteri, Beloniformes, Adrianichthyidae. Gene Ontology annotation, cellular component: membrane. The record is from RefSeq and is a predicted model, not a curated record.